UUGAAUAAUACUAUUGCAUUUGGAAAAUGCAGAGGCUUAAAUUGUGGGAAAUAUAAUGUGCUCAACAAGGCAAACCACCCGGCGUAACAGACAACGUACUGUCUGACACUCCCACCACGUAACAAAAACAUUCUACUCUGGUGAGGCGACUGUGGCUAAGUGGCGUCCUUCAAUCAGAGGAUCGACAGUUCCAUCCCCGGCUCCGCUAGUCGCAUAUCUAUGUGUCCUUGACCAAGACACUUAACCCCAAAUUUGCUCCCGUAGCCUACGGUGUAGAAAUGUAAAUCGCUUUCUGCUUUCUAUGUCUGCUAAAUUACUGUAAUGUAAUGUAAUGUGAGGGGAAAGGCGCGCUAUGCUAAACUAGCUUAGCAACAGCAGCACACACACUACAAACUAUCCCGAAGCGUUUAGGUAGCUAUUCCCUACUGAUUCACACAGGGCAAAAGGUAUAUUUAUAGCCGCGGAUGUCAGACCCUACUUCUACACGAGCCCAUUUCGCCAGACCAUAAUUCCUACUUUAUAAAAGAAAACAAAAGCCCAAACAGAGAAUUAAAUGUAGUGGCUCCCGCUGUUGCUCUGACAACAGACGGCCGGACGUCACAGACUACACAAAGCUACCUGACUGUAACGAAACAUUAGCUCACUACUGAAUGGAGAUGAAGAGCCAUGUUCUUCAGACACAAAGCUACCUGACUGUAACAACACAUUACCUCACUACUGAAUGGAGAUGAAGACCCAUGUUCUUCAGACACAAAGCUGCGUGACUGUAACAACACAUUACCUCACUACUGAAUGGAGAUGUAGAGCCAUGUUCUUCAGACACGCCCCCUUGAGAGUCUCACCAUCCAGGAUUUGGCAUUUCUGCGUCGUAUUGAACCGAACCGAGAAUUUUGUGAACCGUUACACCCCAAUUAUAUCAAGUACUAUUUUUCUCUAAGAUGUAUCCCCAUGGAGUAGAAGUAUAAAGUAGCUGCUACCUCAAAUGUGUUGUCAAGUACAGUACUUGAGUGAGUGUAUUUAGUUACAUUGCAGCUGAUUUUUGGAUGUACAUCAUAACCCUCCGCUGCUUGCUGUGUGGGAUGAGGCCGAUGUGUUCACCUCUCUGUGUUCACCUUGGGCUCGUCUUGAACACAGAUAGUGAUCGCGUGAAGGCCAGCAGACGGAUGCUGAGAUGAAGGGAGCGUCAGAGGCCUGUGUGUCGGGAGGCACAGCAGCUGCUGCUGCGGCUUUAAGCCCGUUUGGGAUGGGCUCAAUUCAUAACGUCAUUUCACCUUCUUUUAUUCUUCGCCCCCUCAUCUCCUUCCCUCUCGAAAUGACGCCGUCCCCCGUUCUCUCCACAGAAUGACUAUUCCGAACUUUUUCGGUGUUUUUCUCCCGGCGGAGCAUUUUUCCGGAGACUCAACUUUUCUGGCGUGUCAUCAUUUCUGGAGUUAACGCGGCAGAGUCAUCCGAGGCGACCGGGGCUCUCAUAUUUGGAUCGUUCAAAACCCAGCGGAGCAGUCCAGGAAAUGCAGCGUUUUCUCUAACCCGGAGGUACAGCUGCCGAACCGACUCAGCGGGAAGAGCACGUAGGAAUGUGCAGGAACUAACGGCGAGCCUCGGGAUGUUUCCGUUAACGGAAAGCCUGGUGCGAUUGUGAUUCAUCAACAUCAUGUUUUCUCCUCUCGCUGUGGCUCAGGUGAUCUGAGGGUCUUGAUGCUCGGUCCUGAAGCUCCCGUCUGAUGAGGUUUACCUGAACCCAGCAGACUCUCCACACAGUAUGAGAAACCACCACUGACCUGAGAGCUCCAUCAGCAUCUGACACAACUUCAGUCUACAAGAAACCCUUUACUGAUGGAGCGCAUGAUCUGGACAGUUUACAUACAAGUUAUGGCUUUGCUACUUUUUGCAUUAUUGUUACCCAAUAUAUAUUUUAAUGUCAGUUUAUGAAUAAAGAGCUUUAUUUUUAAGGAGGGUUUGUUGUCAUUUUUAAAUUUACAAUUAACAAUCUUGUGGUAUUAGACAAAUAUAACAUGUUCAUUCACAAAGGUUUUAUGUAAUAACACUAUUUAAACAGGUGAUAUGAAAAAAAAACAUUUAUCUGUUUCAGUCAAACUUUAUUUGAGUAGACAUGACAAUAUGAAUUAUACAAUAUGAUCUACAGUACUUGGAAGUCUUUCAAACAAGCUGAAGCUUUGCCAAUUUCACAGCAUAAAUAUGGCAAUAACUGUCUAACAAGAAAAAACGUUUGUAUAAGAUUAUCAAUUCCACCUUCAAUUCUGUUGACAUGCUGCCUCAGGUGUAACUGGUCUGACAUUAUAUAGUCAUGGUAACAUAGGCACAGCUCCUACACUAAUCAAUAUACCAUCAAUAUGAUCACUUUUGUAUGUUUAUCAAGUGUCAUUUUACCAGAAAUAAUCACCUAACUACUGUUUCAGAUCUAUUUUCCACCGUAACAUGUUAGCUCUGUAUCUCACAUGGAUGUAUAAAGAUACAGUAUCUCCUCACAUCAAAUACUUUUUUCUUCACUGGGCUCUGUCGAUCAUUUCUCACAAAUAUACAGUGAAGGAAAUCAUUAUUUGAUCCCUUGCCGAUUUUGUAAGUUUGCCCACCUAUAAAGAAAUGAACGGUCUAUAAUUGUAAUGGUAGGUUUAUUUUAACAGUGAGAGACAGAAUAUUAAAAGAAAAUCCAGAAAAUCACAUCAUAAAAGUUAUAAAUUGAUUUGCAUUUGAUUGUGUGAAAUAAGUAUUUGAUCCCCUAGCAAAACAUGACUCAGUACUUGAUGGAGAAACCGUUGUUGGCAUGCAGAGGUCACACGUUUCUUGUAGUUGGUCACCACGCAUCUCAGGAGGGAUUUUGGUCCACUCCUCCUGCAGAUCCUCUCCAAAUCCUUAAGGUUUCGAUAAUACUUGUGAUCUCUUUUGAAUGAAAAGAUUAUUAAUGCAACUCCAUUGCAUAAAGUUAUUUAUAAACAUCUUGAAAUUUAUGCCUGGCAAGCUUUACUACUUUAUCCACACGUUAAUUGAUGCUUUAGGCAACAAUAAUGGCAAUAAAUAAAAUAAAUUUGAUCAAUUAGAAGUUUUGUUAAUGUACAAUGUUAAAAUGUCUAGAUUGUUAAAAAACAUGUCAGUCCACCAUGAAGGCAGAUGACUGCUGGAGUUUGCAUAAUUAUUUUGCGUAAUCUUUACAAAAAUCUGAUACAUCACCAUAUUUGGAAAUUCCACGUGUAGUGUUUAGUUUUCAUACAUGUCCAAAAAAUGUUUUCCCAUAUGUAUGUAGAUUUCACAAAUGAUGAUUGACUAUGCAGCUCAGAAUCGUACACCACACCAGCCGUAACUUUUUCACUCAGCCUCUCCAACCUGCCCAUUGGGAGAAUCGUGAACACACCAUGGUUCAAAGAAUCAGAGCAAGGAUUAUGAGCACACAGCUAAUGCCUUUGCUAUAUGUAAUGUUAUACAAUGAUAGGACAAUAUAAGCUAUUUCUGUACAUCUUCUGGACAUUUUAUUUGAGUAGCCAUCUAUAGAUAAAGUAAAAAAGAACCAGAUCAGAGUAUCUUUUUUUGGUUAUCCCACUUGACUAACCACAAACAGACUUAAAUACUGAUUGAGGUCCACCAGCUUAUUCUGAAGCUUCCAACAGCAUCUCAUGAUCAUGGAACAAUGGUUGUUCAAACUUUCCAUCAUUCAUCUAUUAUAUUUUAUGAUCAUAAAGUGCUCAAACUAAUGGACAAUUUAAACAUCUACAGUUUUAUGACAACUGAUCACCACAGAAUGCGUCAUAUGGUCGCAAACUCUGGAACAAGAAAGUAAAUGAACUUUGAGUUUAGAUUGUUUUGUCAGAAAGCACAGCCAGAGUUCAGGAGGAUCAAACCGCUAUCCCAACGGCCCGCUUUCCUCCUGAGCCACAAAGAGCGAGUGAAACAUAUAUUGAUUACCACCGAAGUAUAUCUGCUUUGUUAGAUGCAUGACUUAAAGCUGAAACAUGUCUGUAUACUCCUGGGAAAAUAGAGCCCCUGCCUCAUGUGGGAUCUGAGGACAUUGUGGUAAAAGGUUUGUGUAUAAUUGUGUGUGUAUUUACGUUCAUGUCUAUCUGCCAUGUAGGAUGAGUUCCAUCCGUUCAUUGAGGCUCUGCUGCCCCAGGUCCGUGCCUUUGCCUACACAUGGUUCAACCUCCAGGCCAGGAAAAGGAAGUACUUCAAAAAACAUGAAAAAAGGAUGACCAAAGACGAAGAGAGAGCUGUCAAAGAUGAACUGCUGGGGGAGAAGGCAGAGGUGAAACAGAAGUGGGCCAGCCGUCUUUUGGCCAAGCUAAGAAAGGACAUUAGACCUGAAUGCAGAGAAGACUUUGUCUUGUCAAUCACUGGGAAGAAAGCUGCGUGUUGCGUCCUGUCAAACCCUGACCAGAAAGGCAAAAUGAGACGCAUAGACUGUCUUCGACAAGCUGACAAGGUGUGGAGGUUAGACCUGGUGAUGGUCAUCCUGUUUAAAGGAAUCCCAUUGGAAAGCACAGAUGGAGAGCGGCUGGUCAAGGGAGGCCAGUGCUCUAAUCCAGUCCUCUGUGUCCAGCCUAAACAUAUCUCUGUCUCUGUCAAAGAGCUUGACCUCUACCUCGCUUACUAUGUGCAAGAGAGAGAGGCAGAGCAGAGCAGCAGUCCCAGUCGUACAGGAGUGGGUUCUGACCAGGAGGACAGUCGAACCGCCACCAUGGAUGGUCCAGAGUUCCAGGAGAGUUUUCUGACAUCAGGCGUUUUCAGUGUCACUGAGCUGGUCCAGGUUUCAAGAACUCCAGUAGUCACAGGAGUAGGACCUAGUUUCUCUAUGGGAGAGCUCCAGGGUCAUCUGGCCUACGACCUCAACCAGCCAGUCAGCCUGAGACGAUCACUGGCCAGCACCUCAUCCAGCGGGUAAUCACACACACACACACACACUGACUAACUUUUAUUAAUCCUUACCGUCAGAACAUCAGGGAAUACAUAAGCAGCUUUAACAAUUAUUGAUGUCAUCCCUUACCAUGACUUUAAACUAAGCUUAGUUAGACCCAAGUUAAGACCCUCAAACAGCCUUUGAAGAAAGUUAGACUAGCCAAAAUGUCCUCAUCUGGCUCCCUCUGUUGGUCAUAUUAGAAGGCCCACCCUCAACCA
Molecule: messenger RNA, 5121 nt
Organism: Anarrhichthys ocellatus (wolf-eel)
Lineage: Eukaryota; Metazoa; Chordata; Actinopteri; Perciformes; Anarhichadidae
Gene: nfic
Product: nuclear factor I/C
Exons: 7
Coding region: 4196-4888 (230 amino acids)
Biological process (GO): regulation of transcription by RNA polymerase II
Cellular component (GO): nucleus
Molecular function (GO): DNA-binding transcription factor activity, RNA polymerase II-specific; RNA polymerase II cis-regulatory region sequence-specific DNA binding
Source: RefSeq, a predicted model, not a curated record